CAAACAUCGAAUUAGAUGCACGGAACCAUGCAGCUUUUGAAGAUUUUGUCGCUGGGCAUCCUUCUCACCGUGUUGGGAUGCAUUAGUGCAGAAGAGUACACCCUUUUCGACUGCAGCGUGAAGUACAAGUGCUCGGGGGAAAAGGCACUGGUCUGGGCCACAGCUGAUGAGCGAUGCUUCGUCUUUCACAAUAAAUGUCUAAUGAUGGUGGAGCAGUGUGCUCGUAGUUUCAGCGGAAGAUCGGAGCUGAUCGAAACGGAUAGGGAAACCUGCAAGCCAACCUGCACCAAGGACUGCUUGGAUUUGUAUGAACCGGUGUGCGCGCAGAUCUUCCAGGAGGAGUACAUCACGUUCAGCAACGAGUGUGAGAUGCGCAACAACCUUUGCGAGAAUGAGAGACCUUACUCCUACUUUGCCAUUGGGGAAUGCGUUGAGAGUCCAGUGGGAUAGCUAAUGACGAACAAAAAUAUGUGUGUUGUAAGCAAAUAAAGCAUUCUCUGAUACUAAA
Drosophila persimilis is the source of this 508-nucleotide messenger RNA. RefSeq lists its product as uncharacterized. Gene Ontology annotation, molecular function: protein binding. The coding region runs from base 16 to 450 and encodes 144 amino acids. NCBI's taxonomy places the organism in Eukaryota, Metazoa, Arthropoda, Insecta, Diptera, Drosophilidae. The record is from RefSeq and is a predicted model, not a curated record. The transcript is spliced from 2 exons.